UGACGCCAUCGCAGGCGCGGUGACGCAGCGGGAGCGGGGGAGGGGAAGGGUCGCCCAGAUAAUGGUGAGAUUCUACCAUAGACAAAAGUGCUGGAGAAACUCAGCGGGUGCAGCAGCAUCUAUGGAGCGAAGGAAAUAGGCAACGUUUCGGGCCGAAACCCUUCUUCAGUGAGAUUCUACCUCCUGGUUAUAAGGUAUGAUCAUCUUAAAGAAGAUGAACGACUCAGGGUUUGACUUCCAGAACAUUCCGCCGGUGUCGUUGCGCUUGUCGGACGAGACCACCACGGCGAGAUUGUGCACAGGCCUGACGGAGGGGAUUGAGGACGAGUUUAAGAGCCUGGUGGAAGUGUUCCUGGUGGAGGUUUACUGCUGCAAGAUUUGUGCCUUCACCAGCAGCCUGAAGGUGAAGAUGAACACCCACAUGGAAGGUCUUCACAGGCGCAAGGCCGGAGACGGGGGUUCCAAGAUGGCGGGGGCGAGUGGAGGCGGCGAGGAAGGGGAUGUGUCGUACGUCUCUGAGCUGGAGAUGGAGUCCAAGGCGAACAUUGAGGAGGACAGCAUGGGGGACAACUUGGAGAGGAUGUCCUUCCUCCUUCCCAUGUACGGGAUGCUCCACAACAUCAGCCCCGUCUCCUGCGAGCUGGCAGCUCGGGGCGAUCGCCUGCACGCCCCCGAGCCGUCGUUCGAGGGAGAGACGGCGGAGGAGGCCGGGGACGAGGCCCAGUCCGAGCACCUCAUGUCGCUGGGCCUCUGCCGCAUCUCCGGCGGCGGCGGCAGCAGGGUCGAGUCGACCGGUCCGGGGAACGCCGGUGGCGACCAUCGCAGGAAGCUCGGGAAGAAGAGACGGAGCGAGGCGGGGACCCGGAGCGGAGGCGGCCGCUACCUCUGCCGCUCGUGUGAGCUGGAGCUGGGGUCCAAGGUCACCUACAACCUCCACAUGGACUGCCACGACGAGGCGGGGUCCUUCAGGUGCGUCCACUGCCCCUGGCUGGCCUCGGAGUGGCCGGCGAUGCAGAGGCACCUGGACACCCACGGUGCCCAGAGAUGGCCGUACCGCUGCCCUACCUGCAGCAAAGUAUUCACCAGGCACAGCUCCUGGAAGUCGCACCAACUCACCCACACGCACCAGGUCGCCCCUUACCACUGCCCAAAGUGCCCGGCCUUCUACCCCUCAGAGCUGCUGAGAGAUUCACAUGCUGCCUGCCAUGCUGAGGGAGCUUUCAAGUGCACACAGUGCGACUUCACAGAUGAAUCAUGGAGUGUAGUUGACGCUCAUCUCCGCAGCCAUGACAGCAGUUUGAAGACACACAUGUGCCUGGAGUCUGGUCAGAGCUUCCUCAGAGGGGCUGCACUGAAGGACCAGGAGUCAGAGCACAAAGACAGUCUGCUCUUUCCCUGCCACUUCUGCGGACAGGCCUACAAGAGUAGGCGGCAGAGGAAUAAGCACCGUCGCCAAGUCCAUCGGAAGGUUCCGGAACGGAGGAGAGUGAAGGAAAACAACCCGGCCAGUGGAAGGCGCGAGGAGAAAGGGCCUCAUGCGAAGGAAAGGAAAGUAAGCAAAGGAUUUUCCUGCAGCAUUUGCACCAGGCGAUGCUCCUCGAAGCUGGCCCUCCAACGACACAUGGGCACACACACGGGCAUCAAACCAUUUCACUGCCAGCACUGCGAUUACAAAACCAGACUCAAAGCAUCUCUGGUCCAGCACAUGAGAGUCCAUACAGGUGAGAAACCCUUCAGGUGCACAGUCUGCCAGUACGCCUCCAUCGACGGCAGCUCCCUGAAACGGCACUCCCGCACCCAUUCCACCGAGAAGCCUUACAAAUGCCAGCUCUGUUCAUAUAGUUGCAUCCAGAAGAAGAGCCUGGACCUCCACGUGCGCCGGCAUCACACGGGCGAGAGAUUCGGCUGCGGCUCCUGCGACUACUCCUCCGCGGACAAGCAGCUGCUGCACAAGCACCUGCGCAAACACCAGUAGGAGCCGGGAGAGUCGGCGAGGAGCGACACGGCCAGCUCACGACAGACGAGAGCUUCACAGCCGAAGCUGCAGUCACAUCUCCUGGCCUCCUGCAGUCCGUCUCAUCUCAUGCUGCCUGCCCCACUGAGUUACUCCAG
Molecule: messenger RNA, 2112 nt
Organism: Amblyraja radiata (thorny skate)
Lineage: Eukaryota; Metazoa; Chordata; Chondrichthyes; Rajiformes; Rajidae
Product: oocyte zinc finger protein XlCOF6
Exons: 8
Coding region: 197-1975 (592 amino acids)
Biological process (GO): regulation of transcription by RNA polymerase II
Cellular component (GO): nucleus
Molecular function (GO): RNA polymerase II cis-regulatory region sequence-specific DNA binding; DNA-binding transcription factor activity, RNA polymerase II-specific
Source: RefSeq, a predicted model, not a curated record